Annulohypoxylon truncatum is the source of this 2280-nucleotide messenger RNA. Its product is annotated as ATP-NAD kinase. The record is from RefSeq and is a predicted model, not a curated record. The coding region runs from base 476 to 1882 and encodes 468 amino acids. Gene Ontology annotation, molecular function: NAD+ kinase activity. The transcript is spliced from 2 exons. Gene Ontology annotation, biological process: NAD+ metabolic process; NADP+ biosynthetic process. NCBI's taxonomy places the organism in Eukaryota, Fungi, Ascomycota, Sordariomycetes, Xylariales, Hypoxylaceae.
UCAAAUACAUCAUCGCAUCGUAGUCGUACUCCUCCUUGCCCUAACACCAAGCAAAAUAACCACCUUGUGUGUCAGAGGCGAUGUUAUAAGUCCCGUCCACCCAGUCCAAUCCACCACCGGGUUUAGGAAAGGGUUUGGUUAAUCUAUCAUGGGGUGAACUGGCAGACUAGCAGCAUUGUCAAUAAUUCUAUCUACUUCGUCUUAUUACUUCAUUUGACAUUGGGAAUUUAUGUAUAAGGGCUCGUCUUUAAAGUGCUAUAUGUGCUUCCUUCGCCUUCGCCUAUAUUACUUACCUUCCCAUACGAACCAUGCGAUUCAACGCGACGCCAUAUCUCUCGUCCGUCCGCCACUACAUUGUGUUACAUUGUCCUGAAGUCUGAGUUGCGAAGGGCGACAGCUGUGGUACGUAAAGUUGUAGGAGCACGAGUAUUUGAGCAUUUGGUGUUUGGUUCGAAUUGGGGGAUCGAAAGGAAAUAUGUCUCGACCGAUGAUUCUUCGAGAUCGUUCAUGUCUCAUCGCACGAUGUUUUCCGCGUACGCGAUCGUUCUCGGUCACUCAUUGUCGCCGCGAGAUCCUCGAUGUCUCCACUCUUCCCGAUCGCAUCUUGCCUAAGUACAAGGAGAGUUCGACGUCCUCACUGUUAUCUCUCCAGUGGCCGGCACCCCCUCGGAAUAUCCUUAUCAUCCCCAAGCUUCUCGCUCCGAAGGUCACCGCUUCUGCCGCCUCCUUCGCGAGUCAUAUCCACAGCGAAUAUCCCAACCUGAACCUCGUCUUCGAACAUCGGGUCGCGUCCACCAUCCACGAGUCGCUACCCUUUCCCAUCUACACCUCCGAUCCGGGCCAGUUCCCUAACAAGAUCGAUCUUGUAGCCACCUUGGGCGGCGACGGAACCAUCUUGCGCGCAGCUAGCCUUUUUAGCCUCCACGCGUCCGUGCCGCCGAUUUUGUCUUUCAGCAUGGGAACGCUGGGUUUUCUUGGUGAGUGGAAGUUCGAAGAAUAUAAGCGCGCCUGGCGUGAGGUAUACAUGAGCGGUAGCCGCGUCGCCGUCACCGACUUGCAGGGCCCUCAUACGCAGGUCGCUACGAACAGCCGGCCUGACGAAGACGAGGGUCACCUUCAUAGCAAUUGGGACGGUGUUCGUGGGAAGAGUAUGGGGCUCACUCGCUCUAGCAAGAUUCUCCUGCGUCAUCGGCUGAAGGUCGGAGUCUACGACGCCGCCGGCGUCAAUGUGAAUGAGCAGCUCAUGCCGACCUCGACUGCCGAGCCGCAGCAGUCCAUUCCGCAGAAUCCCGACCUCCAGCGGGUAGGAGAAGCGGUAGAGCGACCACUCGCUUCCCGACAAUUCCACGCCGUGAACGAGCUCGUCAUCCACCGUGGCCCGAACCCCCACCUUGCCAUCAUCGAUGUCUACGUCAACAACCACUUCUUGACGGAGGCAGUAGCCGACGGGAUCCUGAUCAGUACGCCGACAGGAUCCACGGCGUAUUCGCUGUCUGCCGGCGGGAGCAUCAUGCACCCGUUGGUCAAGACGUUGCUGAUCACCCCAAUCUGUGCUCGCAGCCUUAGUUUUAGACCCCUCGGCCUUCCCCUGAAUACUAAGGUUGUUCUUAAACUAAGCGAGAAGAACCGCGGGCGGGAACUCGAGGUUAGCAUCGACGGCAAGCGGAGGGCUGGGGUAACCAUCGGAAUGGAGAUUCGAGUCGAAGGAGAAACUGUCGGCCGUACCCCCGACGGUAGCUGGGCCGGUGGCGUACCCUGCGUUAUCCGGUCUCCAAGCAAAGCCGACAGCGAGCGGGAUGGAAUCGCCGAAGACGAUGACGGAUGGGUUGGUGGGUUGAUCGGCCUGCUCAAAUUCAACUAUCCAUUUGGCGAGGGGCAAUGAACCUCUCGAACUCGAUAGGAAUUGGGGCCUUGCCGUUGCUGUAUAAAUUGAUGGGGGCCCGUAGGUGGUCAUCUGAUUUACAUGCGGCCAUCACUGACGAACUCCUGCCGACGUAUUAAGGAAAGGUCAAAUGAGGUUUGAAGAUACCCAUAAAUAAGGUCGAUACAAAGUCGGUGUAGUUUAAAAUAAUAACGCCAUAUCAAAAUUCUACGUCCUUACGAUGAUCGGUCUAGAUUUAUUACGUUUGUGUCGGUUAGAGGCUAACCUCCAGCUUCUACCCAGGGUUCUAAAGUAAAAGGGUUCGUUCUGUGAUACAUAUUAACCCAUGUUUCAAGGAAAGUGUCUAUGAAGUAUCUACACAGGUAUGUAGGAUUGCUCAUGGAUGUGCAUAUCUUCGG